GGGGCAUCAUCUCCUCCCCGAGCAAAGCCGGUCCUCGGGCGGAGGAAAGGCAUCACUCCAGGGAAAGGGGGGUCUUUUUGGUAACAAGAUUCCCCCAGCAAAAAGAAAAAAAAAGGACCGUCGGUUUUAUUUUACUUUAAACGCAUCCCUCCCCUGCCCGCCUGCCCGCCCUGUCGGCUCUCCUUUCCCUCUGUCGUCAUUGCUCCGGAUCUCACCUUCCUUUUUGCGCAGCCCGCCAGCCAGCCACCCCCGGAUCGCUCCCUCUCGUUCUCUCUCUGCCUUUGGAGCCUUGGAGAGACCGACCGCCCCCGAGAUGGCCACGAAAAUCGACAAAGAAGCGUGCCGAGAGGCUUAUAACCUGGUGAGAGACGACAGCAGCGAGGUGAACUGGGUGACAUUUAAGUACGACGGGCCCACGAUCGUUCCGGGACAUCACGGAGUUGAUUAUGAGGAGUUUAUAAGGCAAUGUACAGAUGAUAUUCGGUUGUUUGGCUUCGUCCGAUUCACCACUGGAGAUGCCAUGAGCAAGCGGGUCAAGUUUGCCCUGAUCACAUGGAUCGGUGAGAAUGUCAGUGGCCUGCAAAGAGCCAAAACAGGGACCGACAAGACUCUGGUGAAAGAAGUAGUACAGAAUUUUGCCAAAGAGUUUGUGAUCAGCGACCACAAGGAGCUGGACGAGGACUACAUCAAGAGCGAACUGAAGAAAGCCGGGGGUGCAAACUACGACGCGCAGGCAGAGUGAAAAUUUUAAACAUGCACUGUGCCUCCUGCAGCUGCCUGCCUGGCUUUGGGAAGGGAAGGAAAGGGAAAAAGCACAAUUUUAUCUCCAGAAGCAAAAGCCGGAGGCGAGUGAGAA
Pogona vitticeps (central bearded dragon) is the source of this 856-nucleotide messenger RNA. It is a transcript of the gene COTL1, whose product is annotated as coactosin like F-actin binding protein 1. Lineage: Eukaryota; Metazoa; Chordata; Lepidosauria; Squamata; Agamidae. Gene Ontology annotation, molecular function: actin filament binding. The record is from RefSeq and is a predicted model, not a curated record. Gene Ontology annotation, cellular component: site of polarized growth; cortical actin cytoskeleton; actin filament. Gene Ontology annotation, biological process: regulation of actin filament polymerization.